Diospyros lotus (date-plum) is the source of this 2203-nucleotide messenger RNA. RefSeq names its product scarecrow-like transcription factor PAT1. The coding region runs from base 397 to 2025 and encodes 542 amino acids. The transcript is spliced from 2 exons. Lineage: Eukaryota; Viridiplantae; Streptophyta; Magnoliopsida; Ericales; Ebenaceae. The record is from RefSeq and is a predicted model, not a curated record. Gene Ontology annotation, cellular component: nucleus. Gene Ontology annotation, molecular function: sequence-specific DNA binding; DNA-binding transcription factor activity. Gene Ontology annotation, biological process: regulation of DNA-templated transcription.
CACAGAGGACUCUGCAACACUCAUUCUCUCUCUUUUGUCUGUCUCUCUCUGGUCUGGAAGGAAAUUAAGAAAAGUUGAGAUUCUUCAAGUAGGUGAGCAAGUCAGAUAACCCCAAAAUUGAUUUGAUAAUAUUUGGAAACUGGAAAUAAAUUAUUCUCAAGGCUCUGAGGUUGUUCUCCGGAUGCUCCUUGAAGACUCUGUUUCUUUGAUGUUUAGAAUCCUGGCAUCAAUUCUGAACUUUCUUGGGAAAAGUGACCUGUGCCCUUUAAUUUCUAGGAUGAUAUCAACUUCUUGAAAAUGGGUACCCUGUUGAUCUGUGAAUGGUAGCAACUCCUCAAGAAAAGAGUUCCAAGCAAUCCUGACUGGUAUUAGGGCCUGCCUGCCGAUAUACCUUUGAUGCAAGCUUCACAAAAUCGUAUAAGAUCGAUCAUGUCUGAUACAUUAUAUUAUAAGCUGGUGCAAGAGGUUGAUCCCUAUUUUCAAGACUUGGGCCCCCAGUUCAGCCAUGGUAACAGCAGCCAGGGGAGUAACUUCUCCUUGCAGACUUCCCGGGAAAAGUAUCGGACCCUGGAGUCAUCUUCAGCAACUGGCUGUUACACUGUCCACAAUUCACCCUCGACUUUCAGUUUCUCAGCCGGUGAAAGCCCCAUGUCGCAGCAAGAGUGUCAGUCAUACCCUCCAGAACUAGGGCACUACUCUCCCGACAACAACUACGGCUCCCCAAAAAGCGGUUCCUGCAUAACUGAAGAUGUCAAUGAACUUAAGCAUAAGCUGCGGGAACUGGAAACUGUAAUGCUGGGACCUGAUUCUGAUUUAUUUGACAGUUAUGAUAGUACCUUGCAGGGAGGUGUAGCCUCAAUGGAGAUGGAGAGCUGGAGACAAACGAUGGAAGAAAUCCCGAGACGGGACUUGAGACAGGCUCUGGUUGCGUGCGCAAAAGCAGUAUCAGAAAAUGACCUGUAUACCACACAAGGGCUGAUAGCUGAUCUGCGCCAGAUGGUGUCGGUGUCCGGUGAACCGAUUCAACGUUUGGGAGCAUACAUGCUGGAAGGACUGGUUGCAAGAUUGGCAUCCUCGGGGAGUUUGAUUUACAAAACCUUGACGUGCAAAGUACCAGCCAGUGCCGAGCUUCUAUCCUACAUGCACAUUCUUUAUGAGGUUUGCCCCUACUUUAAGUUUGGGUACAUGUCUGCAAAUGGUGCUAUUGCAGAAGCAAUGAAGGAUCAAAAGAGGGUUCACAUAAUCGACUUCCAAAUCGCUCAGGGGGCUCAGUGGGUGACUCUGAUCCAGGCUUUUGCCGCCAGGCCUGGUGGGCCGCCUCACAUCCGCAUUACAGGUAUAGACGACUCCACAUCAGCUUAUGCUCGUGGAGGGGGCCUUGACAUUGUGGGGAAGAGGCUAUCAAGGCUUGCCGAAUCAUUUAAGGUGCCGUUCGAGUUCCAUGGUGCAGCCAUGUCUGGAGGAGAUAUUAGGCCGGAGAAUCUUGGGAUUCGACCAGAGGAGGCUCUUGCUGUGAAUUUCGCGUUCAUGCUGCACCGCAUGCCCGAUGAGAGCGUGAGUACUCGAAAUGAUAGGGACCGGCUGUUGAGGCUCGUGAAAGGCCUCUCCCCCAAUGUGGUGACCCUUGUUGAGCAAGAAUCCAACACCAACACUGCUCCAUUCUUCCCGCGAUUUCUGGAAGCACUCGACUACUAUACAGCCAUGUUCGAGUCAAUCGACGUGACGCUCCCAAGGGAAUACAAGGAGCGAAUCAACGUUGAGCAGCACUGCCUGGCAAGAGAUGUUGUGAACGUCAUAGCCUGCGAGGGGACCGAGAGAGUAGAGCGGAAUGAACCGCUUGGCAAGUGGAAGUCGAGGUUCAAAAUGGCAGGGUUUACUCCUUACCCUCUGAGCUCUUUGAUUAAUGCCACCAUUAAAACACUGCUCAAGAACUAUAGUGAUGGAUACAGGCUUGAAGAGAGGGAUGGAGCCCUCUAUCUUGGCUGGAUGAACAGAGAUUUGAUCGCUUCUUGUGCAUGGAAGUAAGGAGAGAGAGAGAGAGAGAGAGAGUGCUUCAUCUGUUUUAGCUUCUAAUAGUUGAAAAGAAUAGGUUCCCCUCAAGUGUACAACUUCUUUCCAUCCAACUGACUGCUAGUUUCAUUGAGACCAUUCUCUUUUACCUUGUUCUAGCUGGUUCUGUCUUCUCAUUUUCAAGAGCUCCUAA